Molecule: messenger RNA, 435 nt
Organism: Coniosporium apollinis CBS 100218
Lineage: Eukaryota; Fungi; Ascomycota; Dothideomycetes
Exons: 2
Coding region: 1-435 (144 amino acids)
Biological process (GO): translation
Cellular component (GO): mitochondrial large ribosomal subunit; ribosome
Molecular function (GO): structural constituent of ribosome
Source: RefSeq, a predicted model, not a curated record
AUGCAGUGCCUCCGCUGCCUGCGGAGCUUCGCACGACUAUCACCGCAAACACCAACUGCCCUCCUCCGCGCAGCGCCGAAGCUUCAAGUGUCUCCAGCACGACAAACCCGCAACCUCUCCCUCCUCUCGCCCCGCCGGCCCAUCCUCUCAAACCAGCCCGCCCUAGCACCCUCGCCCUCCCCCUCGCCAGCAACCUCCGCCCUCCAACCAUCACCAGUAUCCUCGUCAUCAGGGUUGCUCGACAUUCUCCCCCGCAUCUCCACACACCCCGCCCUCGCGAGCCAACAAGUCCGGUGCGGGCCCCGCGAUACCUACAACCCGAGCCACCUGGUGCGGAAGCGGCGCCAUGGCUUCUUAGCGCGGGUGCGAACGCGGACAGGACGAAAUAUUUUGAAGAGGAGGAGGGCGAAGGGGCGGAAGAGUUUGACACAUUGA